UUAUGUAGUUUAUUUAGAUUUUAGGUGAUUUUUGAAAUAUGGAUACAACAUUCCAAAGAUCAAAAAUAUUGAAGAGUAUUCCAAAUGAUAUUUUAUCUCUUUAAUAAAAAACCCUAAAUCAACCUCCCGUUUCAGAUCACCAACCAGUCCCGUCCAAUCCACUCAUCAUCUCGCCUCGCCUCGCCGUUUCUCCUUGAUUCCCUCGCGUACAAUGAGAGACGUCAAAGUCAAAGCUAAUCCCAAGUCAACGCAUCAAGAAGACUCCCCGAGCGUCAAAUCAACACCCGAGAUCGAGAAAAAGUACGUCCACCGAGUCUACGACGCCAUCGCUCCGCACUUCAGCUCCACGAGGUACGCCAAGUGGCCUAGAGUCGCCGCCUUCCUCGAAUCCUUACCUUCCGGAUCCGUGAUCCUCGACGCCGGCUGCGGGAACGGCAAGUACCUGGGGCUGAACCCGAACUGUUUCUUUAUAGGCUGCGACAUAAGCAGCCCUCUCAUCAGAAUCUGUUCGGAGAAAGGACAAGAGGUUGUAGUCGCGGACGCUGUUAAUCUCCCUUACAGAGAAGGGUUUGGCGACGCGGCGAUCUCGAUCGCGGUUUUGCAUCAUUUGAGUACGGAGGAGAGAAGGACGAGCGCUGUUAACGAGCUGGUUCGCGUUGUUAAGCCUGGCGGGUUUGUGCUGAUAACGGUUUGGGCUGCGGAGCAGGAGGAUGAGUCUUUGCUUACUAAGUGGACGCCGUUGUCUCCCAAGUAUGUUGAGGAAUGGGUGGGACCGGGUAGUCCGAUGGAUAGCCCUCGUGUGAGGAACAAUCCGUGCUUCGGUCUUGAGAGUAUUCCGGAGAGUGACGUGAGUGUAAAGGAGGAAAAGGAUAAGGACUCUGUGGAGAUGAGUCAUCAGCAAGAGUACUUUGUUCCGUGGCAUUUGCCGUACCACCGUGCGGAAGUUAGUGGUGCAUCUGCUUCUGCGCUUGCGAGUGGGCUUGCGAAAAAAGACGAUAAGAAAGGAGCUGUUGUGUACAAUAGAUACUACCAUGUGUUCAGUGAAGGGGAGCUUGAAAGGUUGGCGUCUGGUGUAGGGAAUGCAAUGGUAGUUGAUAGGUUUUACGAUAAGUCUAAUUGGUGUAUUGUUCUUCAGAAAGAAGCUUUAAACCAAGGCUGAGACCAGACUCUUUGGCUUCACACUCAGUUUUACUUUUUUUUUUUUUUUUUCCAUAUUUCUGAAAGUGGAACUCUCCCUUGUAGCCACCAUUGGAGGUUUUUCCAUAUGUAAUCCAAGUUUUUUUUUAAUGGUUGUAGUUGAGAUUCUGUGUCAGCUCAUUUGUUGUGCAAUUGUUGGCUUUAAGGCUUCGUAUUAUGUGUAAUGUUGAGUCUACACUGAUAAACAAAAUGUCAUUUGUAAUUGGAUAACAAAAAGAAAGAAAGAAAGAGUAAUGCAUUUGUGCUUCCUCAGUUUCAGUUGA
This is a messenger RNA of Brassica napus (rape), 1460 nucleotides long. Its product is annotated as tRNA (carboxymethyluridine(34)-5-O)-methyltransferase. Gene Ontology annotation, biological process: tRNA wobble uridine modification. Lineage: Eukaryota; Viridiplantae; Streptophyta; Magnoliopsida; Brassicales; Brassicaceae. The record is from RefSeq and is a predicted model, not a curated record. Bases 212 to 1159 code for a protein of 315 amino acids. The transcript is spliced from 2 exons. Gene Ontology annotation, cellular component: nucleus; cytoplasm. Gene Ontology annotation, molecular function: S-adenosylmethionine-dependent methyltransferase activity; tRNA binding.